Messenger RNA from Coregonus clupeaformis (lake whitefish), 543 nucleotides. RefSeq names its product barrier-to-autointegration factor. The record is from RefSeq and is a predicted model, not a curated record. The transcript is spliced from 2 exons. Gene Ontology annotation, molecular function: DNA binding. The coding region runs from base 132 to 404 and encodes 90 amino acids. NCBI's taxonomy places the organism in Eukaryota, Metazoa, Chordata, Actinopteri, Salmoniformes, Salmonidae.
UAUUAACUGCAAGCUGUAGGUAGAGCCUAUGGCUCACACACACCUAGAGCUAAUGUUAUUAGGGUGAGUUAGCAUAGAUAGUCUAGUAGUUAAACAACGAGGCUAUCAUUGCACAGCUGUCUCUUGCAGAAAUGUCGACCACUUCUCAGAAGCACAGGGACUUCGUUGCUGAACCCAUGGGCGAUAAACCGGUGACUGCACUGUCGGGAAUUGGCGAAGUCUUGGGAAAGAAACUGGAGGAGCAAGGUUUUGACAAAGCCUUUGCGGUUCUGGGUCAGUACCUGCUGCUGCGGAAGGAUGGGGAGCUGUUCACUGAGUGGCUGAAGGACACCAGCGGCGCCAACAGCAGGAAUGCCGCAUCCUGCUCCCAGUGCCUGAGAGAGUGGUGUGAUUCAUUCCUAUGAGACUGGGGAUAUGAGUCUCCCUAAUUUCAUGUUUAAAGAUAUGCAAAUGUUAAUCUGUUUUAUAGUGGAAAUGUCAGUGGUGUAGGCAAUGGCUUGGUUUGUCAGAGCAGAAUAUGCUAAUAAAGGUGCUGAAUCUAAA